UAAACAAAACAAAUAAAGGAGGUCAAUAUGUUGCACAACUAUAUGUGCUUAAAGAGGGUGGAUACCAAAAAUGUCAAUGUAACAAAACAAACAUCAAUGUUUGGAGAGAAUAAGUACAAAGAGAACACUUAGAGAGUCAUAAUUAUUGCUUCGAGCUGUAGGAGUACAGUAUCAUGCUAAAGCAUGUAAUUAUCUAAAUAUUUCACACCAGGCUGUGAUAUCACUACUCAUCAGUCCAUAAUCAACAUUUACCUAUCUAACAAUCCCUCCGUACAAGAAUGUAAAUAACAAGGCCUAUAAUUCUACCUAUUACAACACACGCUUUGGCAUGUGAAUUUAAUGACAGUUUCUCCUGUUUGCCCUUGUUUAUCUUCUGUCACUCUUCAACAUUUAUGACUAAACAAUCCCACUAAUUAUCUGCCUCUUAUUACCAAGAUUAAUACCAUGAACAGCAUGGUCAUUUCCUGCUAGUAAUCUCUCGUUUUUAUCACUUCCCACUGUUAGGAAGUAUUAGUAUUAGUCUAGGGGUCCUUAUUAGUCUAUUAGUAUUAGUCUAGGAGUCCUUAUUAGUCUAUGUUUACUUUCCUUGCACCUCAAGUCAUGUGUAAUAUAUAUAUGUCCCUUGAGUCUUCAAUACAAAUAAGUUGCUUUCCUAACAUGGUAUUAGAGCCUAGGUUUAGGUCUCCGGACGCUGCAACUCGUCUUUACGAUCCAACUUUUUUUUUCUUCCUCUCGAUCGAUUUGUUCUGGGUCGAUCUCGUCUCCUCCUAUCGGUCCCCGCUCGAGGUCUCUGCUCGCCCUGCUCCCCGAACAAGAAACCCUAGCGCCGCCGCUCGCCGGCGAUGGAGGCACCGGACGAGGAGGCCGAACUGGGGCUCCCGGAGGACGAGCAGCUUAUGGAGGUCACCAUCAUCUCUGCGCAGGGGCUGAAGCCGGCUUCUGGACUUCGGCGGCGGUUGCAGGCGUACGCCGUGGCGUGGGUUGACACGGCGCACAGGCUCCAAACGCAACCCGACCGCUCUGGCGGCCUCGAUCCGGCUUGGCACGAGCGGUUCCUCUUCCGCGUGCACGAAGCCGCGCUCGCCGAGGAUUCCCGCGCUGCCGUCACCGUCGAGAUCUACGCCUCACCGAACGGGGCCUGGCACAUCGGCGGGGACUCCCUGAUCGGAUCAGCGCGGUUCCUCUUUCCUAACACCCACCACAUGAUAAACUAAAAAAUACCUUAUAGUUCUUAAUGGGGUAGCAGUAUAGGGCUUUUUAUUUGGCUUGAAAUACCAAAUUCAUAUCAUCUAACCUGUCCUUAUUGGAUUGAAACAAUUGAACUAUUAAAAGGGAUCUUUGCAGAAAAUUCGAAAGUAAUGUUUAAAGAGGCACUAUAUAUGAUAUGAACAGCACAACAAAAAAGUACUACUCCCUCGGAUCCAUAUUAAUUGUUGCUGAUUUAGUACAAUUUUUUACUAAAUCAGCAACAAUUAAUAUGGAUCGGAGGGAGUACUACUAAUUUAUGAUAAACCCAAAUAUAAGUACUCCUGGAGGGAACACACAUAAAAAUAAAUGAAGAUAUUAUUUCUCAUAACAGUUCAAUAGGCACUGAUAACAAUCAAUAUACUGCACACCAUAUACAAAACAAAAA
Molecule: messenger RNA, 1633 nt
Organism: Hordeum vulgare subsp. vulgare (domesticated barley)
Lineage: Eukaryota; Viridiplantae; Streptophyta; Magnoliopsida; Poales; Poaceae
Exons: 1
Coding region: 843-1214 (123 amino acids)
Biological process (GO): defense response
Source: RefSeq, a predicted model, not a curated record